Messenger RNA from Spirodela intermedia, 279 nucleotides. The record is from the annotation of a GenBank genome assembly. NCBI's taxonomy places the organism in Eukaryota, Viridiplantae, Streptophyta, Magnoliopsida, Alismatales, Araceae.
AUGACGGUCAUGGCGGCAGUCCUGUGUCUUCUCUUAGCCUUGAGCGGUAUGGUGGUGAUCUCCGCUGAAAAGUACCCAACUCCUUCUCCACCGCCUUACCAUUACAAGUCUCCACCACCACAUCCACCCAAGGAGCACUACCCUCCUCCUCCGAAGAAGCACUACUACUACAAGUCCCCGCCACCGCCCUCUCCUCCCAAGCACUACUACUACAAGUCCCCCCCUCCUCCCAAGGUGCACUACUACUACAAAUCACCGCCGCCACCACACAAAUACUGA